CACAGGAAGGUCACACCAUCCCCCACCAUCAUCAGGGUGAAGAUCUGAUUAUAAUAAAAGUUGAGGGUGAAGUAGAAGAAGAGACGUAUGUGAGGGAUGAUCAGCAGUCUAUGGAGGAGGCUGGAAUGACGAGGACAUCCAUAGAAGAGGACACACCUACAGAGAUCAGCACAGGACACGCCAUGGAGAAACCCUCAAAGGAUCGUCUCACUUUAUCUCCAGGUUGUAAAAUGGAAGAUGAGGACAUCACAGGAGAUUGUGGAGGAGAAAAGACAAUGAGCUCCACUAUGGAUGGAGGACUUCACAGUGUGGAGAGACCAUGGAGUCCCUCCGACUCCGAGCAACCUCGUACUGUGAGGGGUGGUGACGGGAUUCAGGUGGAGGGGAAAUUUUCCUGUCCUGAGUGCGGGAAAGGUUUUUCCCAUAAGUCCUAUCUUUCUGCACAUCAGAUAAUCCACAGAGGCGAGAAGCCCUUUUCCUGCUCCGAGUGCGGGAAAUGCUAUCAACGAAAAUCCGAACUUGUCAACCAUCAAAGAAUUCACACGGGGGAGAGGCCGUAUUGCUGCACUCAGUGCGGGAAAUGUUUUUCCCGGAAGUCCUAUCUUUCUGCACAUCAGAUAAUCCACAGAGGCGAGAAGCGCUUUUCCUGCUCAGAGUGCGGGAAAUGCUAUCAACGAAAAUCCGAACUUGUCUACCAUCAAAGAAUUCACACGGGGGUGAGGCCGUAUUGCUGCACUCAGUGCGGGAAAUGUUUUUCCCGGAAGUCCUACCUGUCUGUUCAUCAGAUUUGCCACACAGGGAAAAAGCCGUAUUCCUGCCCCAAAUGCGGGAAAUGUUUUGCCUAUAAAUCUGUUUUUGAUGAGCAUCGGAGGUCUCACAAGGGCAAGAAGCCGUUUUCCUGCCCCAAAUGCGGGAAAUGUUUUGCCUAUAAAUCUGUUUUUGAUAAGCAUCAGAGGUCUCACAAUGGCGAGAAGCCGUAUUCCUGCCCCGAGUGCGGGAAAUGUUUUGCAUAUAAAUCUGUUUGUGAUAAGCAUCAGAGGUCUCACACGGGCGAGAAGCCGUAUUCCUGCCCCAAAUGCUGGAAAUGUUUUGCCUCUAAAUCUGUUUUUGAUAAGCAUCGGAGGUCUCACAAGGUCAAGAAGCCGUAUUCCUGCCCCGAGUGCGGGAAAUGUUUUGCCUCUAAAUCUGUUUUUGAUAAGCAUCAGAGGUCUCACAAGGUCAAGAAGCCGUAUUCCUGCCCCGAGUGCGGGAAAUGUUUUGCCUCUAAAUCUGUUUUUGAUAAGCAUCAGAGGUCUCACAAGGUCAAGAAGCCGUAUUCCUGCCCCGAGUGCGGGAAAUGUUUUGCCUCUAAAUCUGUUUGUGCUAAGCAUCAGAAGUCUCACACGGGCGAGAUGCCGUAUUCCUGCCCCGAGUGCGGGAAAGGUUUUUCCCAGAAGUCCUGUCUUUCUGCACAUGAGAUAAUCCACAGAGGCGAGAGGCCCUUUUCCUGCCCUGAGUGCGGGAAAUGUUAUCCAAGGAAAUCAAUCCUGGUCAAACAUCGAAAACUUCACACGGGGGAGAAGCCGUAUUCCUGCCUAGAUUGCGGGAAACGUUUUUCUCGGAAGUACGAUCUUACCACACAUCAGAGAUGUCACACGGGGGGGGAAGCCGUUUUCCUGCCCUGAGUGCGGGUAAAGUUUUAGCGCAGAAGCCCUGCCCUUCCAGGCAUCAGAGAUCUCACUCAAUCUCCAAGAUCUCACACUGGGAAGAAGCCCACCUUGGUAUACACCUCUGAGAAGAACGAGAGGGGGCGGAGUCACGGCUGUAUUAGUCCCUCCUACAGUGUAAUCCCUUUUUCUCUUACCUGAUAAAUAUCUUUUUCUUAAUCGUUCCUUUUUUUUUAUUA
This is a messenger RNA of Rana temporaria (common frog), 1885 nucleotides long. Its product is annotated as oocyte zinc finger protein XlCOF6-like. The transcript has 3 exons. The record is from RefSeq and is a predicted model, not a curated record. Bases 111 to 1664 code for a protein of 517 amino acids. Lineage: Eukaryota; Metazoa; Chordata; Amphibia; Anura; Ranidae.